Molecule: messenger RNA, 1131 nt
Organism: Mesocestoides corti
Lineage: Eukaryota; Metazoa; Platyhelminthes; Cestoda; Cyclophyllidea; Mesocestoididae
Source: the annotation of a GenBank genome assembly
AUGUCUUUGAAGCAAGUUUGUGUUCUCGGUUGUGGUGCUUUGGGUACAGUGCUAGCUAACUUAGUUGCAAACAAUGUGUCAAAAUUUCCUGAGUAUAAGCCCACGGUAAAAUUGUGCAUUUACGUAAUGUGGUAUGUACGAUCCGAGGAGUUUUCCAAACAGCGGCUUGUUGACGUGAUCAAAAACAACAAAGAAAAUCCGAAAUACGCACCAGGAAUUUCUAUUUCGGAUAAGGUUAUCGUGUGUGACGACGCAUCUUCUGUGACUGCUGCAGCAGAUGUUAUUCUGUUUGCCUAUGCUACGCGACAUGUCAACGAAAUAUUGGAGGUCAUGAAGCAGCAUAUGAAAAAAAGUGUUUUGUUUGUGUCCUUUUCCAAAGGUCUAGUAGUUCCCGAACCAAAUUCUCAGGCUCAGCAAAAGGAUAUUUGCCUCGUAAGUGAAGAAAUCCAGCGCGUGACAGGGAUUGAGCCGGUGGUGGUGAGUGGCGCCAUGACAGCGAAGGGUCUCGACAAAGCUGAACUCUGUGAAGCAACCAUUGGAUCAAGAAGCAAAGAAGCCGCUGACGAAGUUAAACGUCUGCUAGAGACUGAAUACUUGUCGUUAACAUGGACCACUGACGUCAUCACGGUGGAACUUUGUGGAGCUCUGAAGAACAUUCUCUCGGUUGCAGCUGGCAUUGUCGACGGUCUAAACUUGGGAGCAAACACCAAAUCUGCCAUUAUUCGCCUCGGGUUGUAUGAGAUUGAUCAGUAUUGCCACAGCAUGUACGCCAAGUACGGUAAGGGUCUCCGAACGCAUCUCCUAAUUUGCCUGCCCUUCGCUAGCAUAUUGUGCCAAAGUGACGCGAUGCCACAACUCGGCGAUGAUUGGGAUGUCUUCAAUCUCCUGAUUGGUCGAAUGAUGUCAGAACCGCAGUACGCGGGCAUGACCCUAGAGCAAAUCCAGCAGUCUUUUAACCCGGACUACGUGGCUUCUGGACCUGACACGGCGAAGAAAAUCCACGCUCAGCUCAAUUCGUUGCACCUCUGCGAGAUGUACCCCCUGUUCACGGCAGUCCAUCUGAUCUGCAGUCGCAUUGUGCCAGCCACCAUGCUAAUCCCCAUGUUGCGUCACCACCCCGCCCACCGCUGA